This is a messenger RNA of Oryzias latipes (Japanese medaka), 1386 nucleotides long. NCBI's taxonomy places the organism in Eukaryota, Metazoa, Chordata, Actinopteri, Beloniformes, Adrianichthyidae. The record is from RefSeq and is a predicted model, not a curated record.
UACAUUACUGGCCCCUUAUUUAUAAGACAAGAGCACAUUUGAAACCAUCACAGUCUUCAAAGAAGGAUCACAGCAUGAAGCAACUUAACUCCAGUGAGCUGUCUUCCAAUGCCUCUGUAUCUCCAGGAACUUUUAUCCUUAAUCCUUCCUGGAAUUACAAUGGUCUGAUACCAUCUGUGGUGUUGUCUUUUAGCUUUUUGUUGGGAGUCCCUGGGAACAUCGCUGUGAUUAUUUUCAAACCCAACUUUCAGCACCUGUCCUCUGUGAGCCAGAAACUGAUGCUGAACCUGGUUGUUUCAGAUCUGCUCUGCCUGCUCACUCUUCCAUUGUGGAUUUAUGCGUUUCUUUACAUGUGGACCUUUGGACUAGUAGCUUGUAAGCUUCUAACGUUCUUUUCGUACUGCAGCUCAUAUGGCAGUCGACUAACUGUGACUGUUUUGAGUGUUCAGCGAUACUUGCUGGUGGUGCAUCAGAAGAAUUGGACACAUCAUACGGGAGUGAGAUUGCUGCUGGUGCUGUUGUGGCUGGUUUCCAUCAUACUUUCCAUUCCUCCACUGGUGUUUCGACAGGUGUCCACUGGUCAGAACACAAGACUGUGUGAAUCCCAAUAUUCCUCAGAAGCUCAGUGGAUCACAGUCCUGCUGGUGGAAGGCCUGGUAGGAUUUACCAUCUUUUUUCUGGUAGUAUUUUCAUACACCCGUCUCCAGAAGAAGGUGAAGCAGGCAGCAUUUUUCAACAAUCCACAGACAACCAGGCUGAUUACCAGUAUCAUCGUGAGUCUUUUGGUUUUCUGGGUUCCAUAUCUUUUUUUCAAUGUUCUUAGUGCUGCAGCUAUUUUUCUACACAAUGAGGAAUUUUUCAAGUAUUGUUUGAAAGCUUUGUACACAGUUAGAGCCCUGCUUUUUGUGAACAGCUGCCUAAACCCAGUCUUGUAUGCAUUUACUUCUCACAUUUUUGGUUGCAAAAGAAAGCUUUUUAGUUAACAGCAGUCUAAAUAUCACAACUGUUAAGUGUUAUCGAUGAGAGACUGAGAAAACAUCUCUGUAGGAAUUUUUUAAAAACCUAUGCUUUUAACCAAAAACUCUUAGUGUUCAUUUGCAUUAUUUGUAAACUUACUUUUUUUGGUAUCACUCAGAAGGAUUCCAAGUUUUUUCCAUCUAGAUUGUUCCUGGUUGUUUAAAGAAAAAGUUUGUUAAUAGUGACUAUCUAAUGACUCAACAAAAGAACAUUUCUAUUUCAGAUCAAUGCAUUUUUAAUGCCUUUUAAAGGAUAGAGUGGAAAUGCUUUCCCUAUUUUUUUAUUUGCACUUAGGGCAUGUAAACAUUAUCGCAUGUUUCUUUCUUAUAUUAGAAAUUAUGAAAUGUAAAUGUAAAAGAGAUUGAUCCA